AUGCUCGGGUUUUGCUCUUCAUCAGCUCACCUGGUUGAGGCAACUCCUGCUCCGUUCAGCCAUCUCAUUCCGUCACAGUUACGAAUUCCUUUAGCAUAUUUUGUUGGCGCUGCGGACGUAUUCACCGCCUCCUUGGACGUCUCUCACUGGACUGCUGUGACAAAUGGCGAUUCCGAAACCUUCACGGUUAGUCUUGGCCAGGCAGGGUUUGUCCAGUACGAGCCACUGGCUCAGUGCGGUACCAAGACUGUACAUAACGGCGACGGUUCAGUCUGCGCGCAAGCCAAGGGCACUUUUAUUCUUGAUAACCAGGGUGCCGGUGGUCAACUGCCGUUUGUUCGAUCAAAUGAGGGAGGCUUCAUCCCGGCUUGCAGCCUGCUACCUGCAAGCCUUCGGAGACGGAAGGACGUCAAAAACGUCAAGGACUUCACCAAAGUGGAUUGGGUCCUAUUCUGCCAGCUCUUGGAAAAGCUCGGUGGCUCCGACGGAGUUCUAAAGGCUAUCAACGGGGAUGAUAGGCCAAUUAACAAUCCAAAUGACUUUCCAAGUCUUGUGCCCGCAAACUUGAAUGCGACAACUCUCCUCCUUGCAACUCUCGUGAAUAUAAAUACAACGGAUGGUCACGUAGGUGCUGGCUGGGGAAUUGGAUUUGGGGCGGGCAUCGAAGUGACGGCAGGCGUGUUGGGUUAUACUUCUUGGGAUGAAUUGAUGUCAGCGGACAACACCUUCUCCGUCGUCAGUAUUGAGGACGGUGUUGCCGCCUCUUUCUGGAUUGGGGACAAACCUGUCGCAGGUUUCCUAGGCACCGGUAUUGAAUUAGAUGUAAGCAUCAGUGGUGGUACAUUCACUUGGUCUCAAACUUAG
Metarhizium acridum CQMa 102 is the source of this 864-nucleotide messenger RNA. RefSeq lists its product as uncharacterized. The record is from RefSeq and is a predicted model, not a curated record. NCBI's taxonomy places the organism in Eukaryota, Fungi, Ascomycota, Sordariomycetes, Hypocreales, Clavicipitaceae.